AUGUUUUCUUCCAGCAAGAUUACAAACCUUUUUCCACAGAUUUCACCGUCUUUUCAGGCUUCCUCUUCUUUUAUUGGUCUAAAUGGCACUGAUUUUUUUCUUCACCACCCCCAGGAUCUGGUUUCUGGGCACCAUUUCGUGGCCAAUGCUCCCGUGGUACCUGCAACUAUCGACUUUCCUGUUUCAAACACGACCACAUUAACAAAUUAUCAAGAUUUUGACAGGCUAAAUGGACUUCCAAGGAAACAAACAGUUAAAAAGGAUAGGCAUAGCAAAAUAUUUACAGCUCAAGGUCCAAGGGAUCGAAGAGUAAGGCUUUCCAUCAGUAUUGCACGUAAGUUCUUUGAUCUUCAAGAAAUGCUAGGUUUUGACAGACCAAGCAAGACCCUUGAUUGGCUGCUUACAAAUUCGAAAAAAGCUAUUGAAGAGCUUCAGGUUAAGAUAAACCAUGGAGAAGGCGAAGUAGUUUCAGCAGCUAGUACUGAAGAUGAUGAAAAUGGAGAAUCGUUGAGGAUAGAUUCUAAGAGGAAAUCAUUGAUGGAUGAUAAACAGGCUGCAAUAUAUCUUGCAAGAGAGUCGAGGGCAAAGGCAAGAGCAAGAGCAAGGGAAAGAACGAAAGAAAAAAUGUCAAUCAAAUGGCUCAAUGAAGCCAAGAAACUUUCUAAUUUGUGCCCCUCCAUUCAAAAUCAAACAAGGCCUUGGAAUGAGAUUGAAAUUAGUAAGAUAUCAGAUAAUUCUAAUAGUGAAAACAUUUCCUGCUUGAAGGUGGCUGCUGAUGAAUUAGCAGCUAAGAAUAUGAUUGAGGAAUCCAUUGUGAUCAAAAGAAAGUUAAUGCCUUCUUCUGUUUUCGGCUUCCAAGAAAACUUUAUUAUUGUUAAAGAUUCGAAUUCAAACUGCAAUUCUUCACCAAAUGCUGCUGAAAAUUGGGAUUUCAGCUCGCAGUCGAGCUCAUGUGCCAUUUUCGAUCAGCAUAGGUUCAUUAAAUGCACUUCAAACAUAUAG
This is a messenger RNA of Fraxinus pennsylvanica, 1002 nucleotides long. NCBI's taxonomy places the organism in Eukaryota, Viridiplantae, Streptophyta, Magnoliopsida, Lamiales, Oleaceae. The record is from the annotation of a GenBank genome assembly.